Molecule: messenger RNA, 1936 nt
Organism: Tarenaya hassleriana
Lineage: Eukaryota; Viridiplantae; Streptophyta; Magnoliopsida; Brassicales; Cleomaceae
Product: ribosomal RNA processing protein 1 homolog
Exons: 2
Coding region: 56-1684 (542 amino acids)
Biological process (GO): rRNA processing
Cellular component (GO): preribosome, small subunit precursor; nucleus; preribosome, large subunit precursor
Source: RefSeq, a predicted model, not a curated record
AUUUAGGGUUUCUUCUUAGGGUUUUCGCUUCCUGUCUCUCUCCGAGCUCUCAGCAAUGGCAGUCGAAGUAGACGGUAAAUCAGUGAUAAAGAAUCUCGCUGCAUGCGACAAAUCCGUCCGCGACAGAUCUUUACGAACUGUUCUGCAGACAUGGCUUCCCACUCAAACCGAAGUCUCCGACGACGACAUGAAGAAGCUUUGGCAGGGCAUCUUCUACUGUAUGUGGCAUGCCGACAAGGUCCCUUACCAGUCUGAACUCAUCGACCGCCUCUCCGGCGCCGUACAAUCUCUCCCUCUUCACAUCUCAGUCCAUUACUUCACUGUGUUCUUGUUCACCAUGCGUCGCGAGUGGUCUCGCAUCGAUCGACUCAGGUUAGACAAGUUUUAUCUCUUGAUCCGUAGGUUCCUGCAUGGAUUCUUCGUUCUUCUUAAGGAUAAUUCCUGGGAUCUGGAUUUCACUCGCCGUUUGAUGGGCGUUUUGUUCGACGGUACAUUCCUCGCGGAUGAUAAGUUCCAGGCCAAUGGUGUUAACUAUCACUUUGCUUCUAUUUUCGUUGAGGAAGUUAGGCCCUUUCUUCCUCUCAGGAAGAAGGUUGUAGAACUUCUGUUUGGUCCUUUUGUGACCGUUUUGGGCAUAGUAGGUGACAAGGUUUUGGUCGGGAAGAUCAAGAGUAAUGUGUUUGAUGAGUUGCUGAAGAUGGGGAAGGAGUUGCUGGAUGCUAAAAUGUCUGGGAUUGAUGUAGAUUCUAAUGACGAUGCAUUGGCCUUGGGAUCAAUUGCUCUGUCUAUGGAGUAUUCCAGGAAGUUUUAUGAGAUGGGUUCUUCCCCUGAUUGCCGCCAGGGGAAUAGGAAACUGAUAUUUUCUCUUCACGAGCAGUUCUCGAAACUGGAGAAGGAUGUGUCUUCUUCUGGUGUUGAAAUUUCUAUCCCUGAAGCUUCUGCUCCUGAUGAAGAAGUGCCUGAUUUGGUUCCCAUGUCUAACGAAGUAGUAAUGGAUGAUUGUGGUGCUGAACUCGAGUCGAAGGAGCUGGUUGCGAAUGGGUCAUCCAAGAAAAAGGGCCUGAAGAAAUGUACAAAGGCUAAGAAGAAAUCGGCUGGAGACAGUGGCAAGAAGGGUAGUGAUAAGAAGAGCAAGAAGGAAGCUGUUGUAGAUGUUCCUGAAAUCACAAACUCGGAUGGGAAAGACGAAACUUUCAAUGAGACUUUGAUAUCGAAUCUCCAGAUGCAGUUUGAGAAAGUUGCAGCCGAGCUGGGAUCAAAAGACGAAGUUGCAAGUGCCUGCGUCGAAACAGAACAAAUGGUCAAGUCCAAAGUGUCAAAGAAGAGGAAAAGGAAAGCCAAAGGGGAAGAUAGGAAUAAUCUGGAAGAAAUCAACGGGAAUGGAGACAUGGAAACGAUCUCGGAGGCCAAGAGCGGGGAGAAAAGCACGAAGAGAGUGAGAUUUUCGAUGAAAAAUAACCUAGUGUGGAAACCUCACAGCCCUUUGCCUCCACAGAGUUUGAGAUUGCCACCAGCUGCAACACCGAGGGGAAGUGCCCUGAAGAAAGGGAUCCCUCCCGGUCCUAUCAGAGAGGUGCCGUCUCCGAGUAGAAAGGCGAAGCAGAAAGCGAAGGCCGUGAAGAAAGUGCGGAAGGGAGUGAAGACGAUCAAGAAGUUGAAGAAGAAGAAAUCUUCGUCUCCUUGAAAAAGGGUAUUAAUCUCUUGCUACAUUUUGAUAUUUUAGAUUCGAUAUAUGUCUCGUUUUCUUCCGUUGUUGGUGUUCCGAUACAUUUUCGAGAUUUUAGCGCAUCCGCAAGGUUCGACAAAUCGUUUCAUCCUGAAAAUGAUAUAUGAUCCUCUUUACUGCAAUUAUGCCUAGACUUUGAUCUUCUUCACCUGUCUUGCAAGUGUAAUGUCUCGGAUUUUGAUGAGUUUUUGGCAAGUGUUCUUGAGAGAA